Messenger RNA from Equus quagga, 4233 nucleotides. It is a transcript of the gene LARP1B, whose product is annotated as La ribonucleoprotein 1B. Bases 98 to 3238 code for a protein of 1046 amino acids. Gene Ontology annotation, molecular function: RNA cap binding. The record is from RefSeq and is a predicted model, not a curated record. Gene Ontology annotation, cellular component: cytosol; cytoplasmic stress granule. Gene Ontology annotation, biological process: mRNA stabilization; positive regulation of translation. The transcript has 19 exons. NCBI's taxonomy places the organism in Eukaryota, Metazoa, Chordata, Mammalia, Perissodactyla, Equidae.
CGUUUUCAUUUUGGACGCGGCUCAAGAUUACAGGUGACCGCGGUGCCCCAAAGCGCCAGGUGGAAACUUUUUCCCGGGGUGACGUGACAGACGGAAGAUGCAAAGCAGCCCGCUCCGAGACCCCGGCCCGUUCUGGACGCGCCCAGGGUCGGCGGCCGAGGCGACCCCGCCCCGCCGCAGGGCGUGGGGCCCAGCGAGCGCCGGCGCCACGUGCGUGACCUGCCCCGCCCCUCGCCCGCCGCGAGUCACAGAGGCCGGGGCGCGCCCCACCCAGCCCCGGGCCGGCAGCCGGGGACUCGCCCCGUUCGCCCUCCUCCGGGUCGGCUGGCCGCUGGGGCGGGGCCGGCCCUUAGGCGGGGCGGCACCCGGGCAGGCUCGUCAGUCAAGCACCGCGGGCGGCGGCCUGGCGAGCGCACGAGCCGAGCUCAGUUCCCCCAAAAUUAUAAAAGCAGGAAAACUCAAGACAAAGAAAUCCAACAAGGCUAGUGAUUUCAGCGAUAUGGCAAAUUGGCCAACACCAAGUGAAUUAGUGAACACUGGAUGUCAGAGUGUCCUCAGCCAAGGAAAUAAGAAGCCACAAAAUAGGAAAGAAAGAGAAGACAAGGUCGAAAAGAGAAGUAACAGUGAGAGCAAAGAAAGCCGGGAAACAAAAUUAGAUGGUCCUGGAGAAAAUGUCAGCGAGGAUGAGGCUCAGUCAAGUAAUCAACGAAAGAGAGCUAAUAAGCACAGGUGGGUACCACUCCACUUAGAUGAUGUAAGACCAGACAGUCAAGAAAGACCAGGAUCCCGGAACAACUCAAGAUGUCAACUUGAAGUAAAUAAAUCAUCACAUAACAAUAGGAGAAAUGAUACACGAAGUUGGAGGCGUGAUAGAGAAAAGAGAGAUGAUCAAGAUGAAGUUUCCAGUGUGAGAAGUGAGGGUGGUAAUAUUCGAGGUUCCUUUAGAGGCCGAGGAAGAGGCCGGGGACGUGGAAGAGGACGAGGCAGAGGAAAUCCUCGAGUGAACUUUGAUUAUUCAUAUGGUUAUCGAGAACAUGGUGAAAGGACUGAUCAACCAUUUCAGACAGAACUUAAUACCAGUAUGAUGUAUUACUAUGAUGAUGGUACAGGCGUACAGGUGUAUCCUGUGGAAGAAGCAUUGCUUAAAGAGUAUAUUAAGCGCCAAAUUGAAUAUUACUUCAGUAUAGAAAAUUUGGAACGGGACUUCUUUCUUAGGAGAAAGAUGGAUGAACAAGGUUUCUUGCCUAUUUCCCUGAUUGCUGGUUUCCACCGUGUUCAGGCUCUCACUACAAACCUGAAUCUCAUUUUAGAGGCACUGAAGGAUAGCACAGAAGUGGAAAUUGUGGAUGAGAAAAUGAGAAAAAAAAUAGAACCAGAAAAGUGGCCAAUUCCGGGCCCUCCUCCACGUAGUGUGCCACAAACAGACUUCUCACAACUGAUUGAUUGCCCAGAGUUUGUACCAGGCCAAGCCUUUUGUUCACAUACAGAGUCUGCCCCAAAUUCUCCAAGAAUUGGAAGUCCACUGAACCCAAAGAAAAAUACUGACACAAGUAAUCUUCAAGCAAUGUCUAGAGGUUUGUCUACCAGUUUGCCUGACUUGGACUCAGAACACUGGAUAGAAGUCAAAAAGAGACAUCAUCCAUCCUCAGUGAAAUUGAGGGAAUCGACAUCUCUACCUGAAGAGGGAGCAAAUCAACUGUAUCCUCCAGAUGAAGAAGAACAAGAAGAACUUGAUUUUUUGUUUGAUGAAGAGAUGGAACACAUAGAAGCACGAAAAAACACAUUUACUGGUUGGUCUGAUAAUGAUUCAGAUUAUGAAAUUGAUGACCAGGAUUUAAACAAGAUUUUGAUUGUAACUCAGACACCACCUUACAUGAGAAAACAUCCUGGAGGAGAUCCAACGGGCAACCAUAUGUCUCGGGCAAAAAUUACAUCUGAGCUUGCUAAAGUUAUCAAUGAUGGCUUAUAUUAUUAUGAACAGGAUCUAUGGAUGGAAGAAGAUGAAAACAAACACACAGCCAUAAAGCAAGAAGUUGAGAACUUUAAGAAGCUAAAUCUCAUUAGUAAAGAGCAGUUUGAAAACCUAACACCUGAACUUCCUUUUGAGCCAAACCGAGAAGUUCCUGUAGCACCUUCACAGUCCAGGCAAGAUUUGACUGAUGAAUUAGCUCAAAAGGUGUUUGAUGUUUCAGAAAUAUCUUCAGCAACAAUGGCCCAUUCAUUGCCCACAGGAGUUCCAGAAUCUCCUAGAAUUUAUCCUGCAAGGACACCAAAAACACCUCGAACACCCAGGUUACAAGAUCCAAACAAAACACCGAGAUUUUAUCCUGUUGUUAAAGAACCAAAAGCCGUUGAUGUACAGAGUCCAAGAAAGAGAAAAACAAGACAUAGUACAAACCCCCCUCUAGAGUGUCAUGUUGGUUGGGUUAUGGAUUCCAGAGAUCAUGGGCCAAGAACAUCCUCUGUCAGCAGUUCAAACGCUUCACCUUCAGAAGGUGCACCACUAGUAGGAAGUUAUGGAUGUACUCCUCAUUCAUUCCCAAAGUUUCAGCACCCUUCUCAUGAACUUUUGAAAGAAAAUGGCUUUACCCAACAAGUGUACCUCAAGUAUCGUCGAAGGUGCCUAAGUGAGAGAAAACGCUUGGGAAUUGGCCAGUCCCAAGAAAUGAAUACCCUCUUUCGUUUCUGGUCCUUUUUCCUCAGAGAUCACUUCAAUAAAAAAAUGUAUGAGGAAUUUAAACAACUUGCUUGGGAAGAUGCAAAAGAAAAUUACAGGUAUGGCUUAGAAUGUCUGUUCAGGUUUUAUAGUUAUGGACUGGAAAAAAAAUUCAGACAAGAAAUUUUUAAGGAUUUCCAAGAAGAAACCAAAAAAGACUACGAAUCUGGUCAGCUGUAUGGAUUAGAAAAGUUUUGGGCAUAUCUAAAAUAUUCUCAAUCUAAGACACAGUCUGUUGACCCAAAACUUCAGGAAUAUCUCUGUAGCUUUAAGAGGUUGGAAGACUUCCGUAUUGAUCCUCCUAUUAGUGAGGAAUUUGGAAGAAAAAGACAUUCAUCUACUUCUGGUGAGGAGAGUAACCGUCAUAGACUUCCGUCUAAUUCCUCUACAAAGCCACUGAACGCUGCUAAUCAGCUUGAGGUCCCAGUACUCUCUCCCCGAACGGGUACUUCCCAGGAGUCCAGUGACGACUCGCACCAGCACAGUGCUGCCGCAACAGAUGGUGAAAGGCCUGAGAAAUAGACUCUCAUGAAAGCGGUUUGCCCUUGAAAUCUACGUUUACGCCAGUCUUUGUUUGGGAAGAAUCUUCUGAUGUUUAAUUGUGAUAAUCAGAGAAAAGAAAAAGAAAGAAAAUGGUAGCGUUUUUUUCUAGCAAGAUAAAUUCUAAAAACAUUUUCCCUGAUUUCAUGAUCAAGGGUGGUUUUGGUGACCUUUCAUAGAGAUCCUCUAGUAACGUAUUUUGGUCUCAGUAUUUUUCAAAGCCAUUGGUUACAAGAACAGCAUUCCUUAAAUAUAUGCAGAACCACACAAGGAAUGCCUAACAUUUCAGCUCAUACUUCUUAAAGAAGAUAUAGUAGGUUGUAUUCAUCCUUCUAUAGAGCUUUCUUAAAGAAUCCAAUUCCCCACUCUCAAUUCAUAUUUGAACUUAUCAAAAACAAAGGAAGAUUAUGUAUAUAUUUUUUUAAUUUUGAAAAAGAAUAUGAAAUGAUACAUUUUCUUUUCUUUUAGAUGUUUAGUUUAAAGGAAACUUUUUUUUACACAAAAGUAGAAAUAUAUUGCAGUUAUAUUGAAGUAUAUGCCCUUUGGAUGCUGAGUUUUGCUUUUUCCCCCAGUCAUACCUCAUGAUUUCCAUGGUUACUGUGUUGGUGUGGAGUCUUCUGAAUUGGCAUCAGCUGGUUACGUAUUAGGAGAGAUUUACUUUUUGUGACUCUAUAUAAACCUGCACAAGUAAUUGAAAACUGGGUUGGGAUUGGUUGCAAUAUUGUCCCAAAUUCAUUAAAUCUUGCACCGUUUUGAUUGCAUCUGCUGUUUGUACAUCUGCAGGUGGGUAUGUCAGUCAGUCAGGUUAUCUUCAAUUUACAAGGGGUACUUAGUUUUUUCUUUUUGUUUCUUUUAGUUUUGUUUUAUGCUCAUAAGUGUUUUUGAGAGUUAUAGCAGAUUGAUUUCUAAUUUUUAUUGCUAUUGUGACUGGUGUAAAUGAUAGUUUCAGUUUUUGUGGGAAUUUAAAAAAAAUAAAG